AUGGGGUUACUUCCACACCGUUUUGGUCUGGCGGCGCUCAACCAACCUCGCCUCUCUUCUUUACUCUCCUCCUUCCACCAUCAAUUUACAGCUGAAUGUGGUGCGCUGGAUUAUAAUGGCGAUAAUGAGGAAGAUGCUAAAGCAAGAGAGAAAGAUGCUGCCCUGCAUUCGGCUCUCUCACGCCUUUCGGGCGAUUUCGGGCACGAAUCCAUGUUAUCAUUGCCGCGGUUUUUUCGCCCCAGGCGUGCUCCUGUUAUCUCCACUGGUUCCUUGAAGCUUGAUCUGGCCCUCGGGACCGGAGGGUUGCCCAAGGGAAGAAUUGUUGAAAUUUAUGGGCAGGAAGCAUCUGGCAAGACUACGCUCGCACUCCACAUUGUCAAGGAAGCUCAGAAGCUUGGAGGGUAUUGCGCAUAUCUGGAUGUAGAGAAUGCAGUGGACCCUGCACUUGCACAAUCAAUGGGUGUAAACACAGAAAACCUUCUUAUUUCUUAUCCCAAUUCUGCUGAAAAUGUGCUGAAUGUGGUCGACACUUUGGCUAAAAGCGGUUCCUUGGAUGUAAUUGUUGUGGAUAGUGUAGCUGCUCUGGUCCCCCAGUGUGAGCUUGAUGUUGCAAUUGGUAGUGCAUACCCAAACACUCAGUCAAGAAUAAUGACCCAAGCACUUAGGAAAAUUCAUUCCUCAUUAAGCCAUUCUCAAGCACUUGUUGUUUUUAUAAAUCAGGUUAGAUCCAGUCCAAACUCAGGGCAGGGUUUUGGACCCGUGGAUGAGGUCACCUGUGGUGGAAAUGCCUUGCGAUUCUAUGCAGCAGUUCGAUUAAGAAUAAAAAGAACCCAGUUGCUUAAGACUGAGGAUAAGAUCACAGGUCUUGGGAUUUCUGUGCAAGUGGUGAAAAAUAAAUUGGCACCUGCAAUGAAGAAAGCUGAUCUGGGGAUACAAUUUGGUAGAGGGUUAUGCUGUGAAUCUGAGGUUUUGCAAUUGGCUUGUGAACAUGGGAUCAUUGCAAAAGAAGGAAACAACUACCACAUAGGAAGACAUGUUUUUAGUAAUGAACAUUCAGCGGAACAGUAUCUGGCUAAAAAUGAUGUGAUUUUGAGUAAGAUGGUUAGGAUCUUGAGGCAUAAUAUAUUCGAAGAAGAUCUGCACAGUUAG
Fragaria vesca subsp. vesca is the source of this 1149-nucleotide messenger RNA. RefSeq names its product DNA repair protein recA homolog 2, mitochondrial-like. NCBI's taxonomy places the organism in Eukaryota, Viridiplantae, Streptophyta, Magnoliopsida, Rosales, Rosaceae. The record is from RefSeq and is a predicted model, not a curated record. The transcript has 7 exons. Gene Ontology annotation, biological process: DNA repair. Gene Ontology annotation, molecular function: single-stranded DNA binding; ATP binding; ATP hydrolysis activity. Bases 1 to 1149 code for a protein of 382 amino acids.